GAAUUUUCAGUUUUAGCGAGACGAUUGCAUAAAUUAGAAGGAUUUCUGCUGGCACCAGCUGGUGAUAAGCGCUCAAGACGUCGAACUGUUACACGAAACAGACUUAUCAAUAAGCUAUGAAUGAGGCGUUUUGCGAUCUUUAACCCUCUUUGAGAAAUGCAUUUAAAAUGCACCAUGCUUCAAGACUGCCAGCAUUCGCGAUUGCUUGUCUGGAAAAAACACCGAAACAGCUCCGCGCCUCCCCAGUGUGUUAUACAAAAGAAUUAUUAAAAAAAAGAUUUUCCACAGAAGGAAACCUAUCCAAUGCAUACAAGCAAAUGACGCGAAUCUGAAGACAAUUGAGCAACACACGCUUAACACAGGCCAAGAAAAUGCUGCUAGACUAAUUGGCAUUUCAAAAUUUACGCAUUGUGGACAUUUGUUGACUGUUUCAUUUGUUAAGUGCCAUUUGGGAAAGGAAAUAUUCAGACUUUCAAGGUAGAAUGUAUGAAUAACUGUAGACCAGGAGCUGGUUAAUCCCCAUUCUUAAAGAAAUUCUGUAAACCAAAAAGUGAUUUACUUCAAAGGAGGAACACAAAGGGAAAGGCAAAGGAAACAAAAGACAUUGCUCACUAAAGAAGAGUAAGUCUAUUCAGCAUUAACUGUUUUGCUGUAUUGCUGGGCAUAGACAGUUCCAGAUAUCAGCUUCCAGAAAAUCAAUCCACAGUUAAACAAACUGCAAAUGGAUAACUCCACCUAUUCUAAUUCCUCUGGUGGAAAUGUGACAAGUCUUAACCUUCAGGACAGUCCCUACAAGACAGUGGAGGUUGUAUUUAUUGUUCUUGUUGCUGGAUCACUGAGCCUGGUCACAGUAAUUGGUAACAUUCUGGUCAUGGUUUCCAUUAAGGUCAAUAGGAACCUACAGACAGUAAAUAAUUACUUUCUUUUCAGUUUGGCAUGUGCAGACCUAAUUAUCGGUGUUUGCUCCAUGAACUUGUAUACAGUUUACACUGUCAUCGGAUACUGGCCUUUGGGACCUGUUGUUUGUGACCUGUGGCUUGCCUUGGAUUAUGUCGUCAGCAAUGCUUCUGUAAUGAAUCUGCUAAUUAUCAGCUUUGACCGAUACUUCUGUGUCACCAAACCACUUAGCUAUCCAGUUAAGCGGACCACCAAAAUGGCUGGCAUGAUGAUUGCAGCUGCUUGGGUCUUGUCAUUUAUCCUGUGGGCACCAGCAAUCCUGUUUUGGCAGUUCAUAGUGGGAGGCCGGACUGUGCCUGAAAAGGAGUGCUACAUCCAAUUUUUUUCCAAUGCAGCUGUUACCUUUGGGACUGCAAUAGCAGCAUUUUACUUGCCAGUUAUCAUUAUGAUGGUCCUUUAUUGGCAGAUCUCUAGGGCAAGUAAGAGUCGCAUCAAAAAGGAUCACAGGAAACCUUCUUCCAAUCAGGACCCCAUUUCUCCCAGUCUAGUAAGAGGCCAGAUUGUAAAACCAGACAACAAUAAUGUGAGUGCUGAAGAAGAAGAACAAGGUUCAAAUCUGAAUCAGAACCAGCACCUCUUAAGUCAGCAUCAGAACAAGUUACAGAAUGGCAAAGCCCCAUCUUCGGCUGAAGGAGAAAGUGGUAAUAAAAGUAUGCAAAACUGUUCUCAGAAUGAGGAAAAGGAGAGCUCAAAUGACUCUACUUCUCUCAGUGUUGUUCCUACUAAUGCAAAAGAUGAAGAGAUGGUAGUUGAUCUCAAAGAAACAUCCUGCGUUCCAAGUCAGCAACCUACACGACACAGAGCAAAGGCAGAAGGCUCAAAGCUCACUUGUAUUAAAAUUGUUACCAAAUCUCCAAAAGGAGACUGUUGUCCAACUAAUACCACAAUAGAGAUUGUCCCUGGAGCAGAGAAACAAAAUUUAGUAGCUCGUAAGAUUGUGAAAAUAACUAAGCAACCCCCGAAGAAAAAAAAGAAUCCCCCAUCCAGGGAGAAAAAAGUAACAAGGACCAUACUUGCUAUUUUGUUAGCAUUUAUUGUAACCUGGACACCCUACAAUGUGAUGGUGCUUAUCAACACCUUCUGUUCUAGUUGUGUACCCAACACCGUUUGGACCAUUGGCUACUGGUUGUGUUACAUCAAUAGCACCAUUAAUCCAGCCUGCUAUGCCCUGUGUAAUGCAACAUUUAAAAAGACCUUUAAACAUCUCCUACUCUGCCAGUAUAAGAACAUCGGAGCUGCCAGAUAGGAAUUUAGCAUAUUUUGAUGAUUUUUUUUAAUAAAAAGUAACUGUCUAGCACUUUAUACUGAUACAAAGAACAGAAAUUGUUAUAAUAAGGAAAAUAUAUUCUCUGCUAUUUAAGGCAAUUUAAAGUAUUCACAAGCAAAAUGAAAACUGGAACCAUGUGUUUUACAGAUAAUUUAUAUUAAUGAAAAUAAGGAUGAUACAAAUUUAUCUUUAAGAUUACAUCUAAACAGUCAAAAUUGUUUUAAAACCUGCUAAUCAUCUUGGGACUUCACACUGACUCUUACCAAGUAUUAAUACAUAAGAAUAUCUAGUAAGAUGAAACUCAUUAUCUAAUGAUUGAAUAGAAAAAAAUUUGACUUUUUCCUCACAUAGUUCAGAAAAAGAUCAUGUAAACAUUGGGAAAAUUUUUUUCAGAAUAUAUAAAAUAAAAAAUGCUUGCGCACACACACACACUCACUCUAAAAUGUAAUAUUCACAGAAUGCUCAAAUUUAAAUAUUUACACUACAUAAAAAUUAGACACAUACUAAAAGGAAUUAUUACAUUUGAUGGGUAUCAAUGAAUACAUAGGUGUACUGUACAUACAAAUAUAUAACCAUCUGGUGUAUACUAAUUAAUAAUACAUAAAACAAGAAUCUUGUAAUAUACCUAAAUACAUGCAGUAAAUAAGCAAGCAGUCAGAAUUGAUACAGCAAAACAAAAUUCCCUUUAAUGCUGUCUUUCCUUUUAAGGCAAGUAAAUAAUUAAAAGUACUUUAAAUGUUUUUAGUACACUUACAGUAUAUUGAAUUACAGUAUGAAAAAAAUAUUAAUAAUACAGAAACCUAUAACUCCAAAUUCCCAAGUUCCAGUCCUUGAAACAAACCAAGUAAGUGGAUAAGAUUAGGUAAAUUUUAUGAGUAUUUUCUGUAAAAUUAAGCUUAAGAUAGUGCACCCAGAUGGAACCAAUAGCAGGUGCAUAUUUUUAAUGGAUCUUUAUUACAACAGUCUUGCUUAUUUUUCACAAGUUUAAGUAUCAAUCAAAAAGGGACAAUAGGGCUAAUAGAUUAUCUAUCUAUCUAUCUAUCUAUCUAUCUAUCUAUCUAUCUAUCUAUCUAUCUAUCUAUCCUUCCUAGUAUGUAAGCAUAUACAAGUUAUUAUUUAUUGUGAAGGAUUAUUUAUCGUGGAGUGAACAAAGAAAUACGAAGCAUAUUAUGUGAAACGUUUUACAUCCUUAUGUAUACACAGUUUCCUCCUGCACCAAGUAAACAUUACGCUUGGUAUGUAUGCCUACCUAGUAAACCGAACUAAUCUUAAUGGUGGAAAAUGAAGUAACUGGUAAUAUGAAAGCUUAAAUGUGUUGCCAUAUGAUAUUUUUUGGAGCAGGAGUUUUGAGGUGCUGCACAAUUUUCAAACUUCACCGUUAAUCUGGUCACCUGAACACCUGUUAGGGUGGUAAACCUACAAAGAAGGAAACUAUUGAGGAUGUAUCCAGGUGUAUCUUAUUUGUACCUGGAUAUUGUGAACAAGGAGAAAAAAUCAUCAAUAAUCAAUUUAUUUUUCAAAGUUAUUAUGAACAUAAACAUUUGCUGCUUGCAUAUUUAAACCGUUGUUAGGUCAAGGCUGCUACUUCACCAUUAUUCAAUCUCUCUCUAUCUUGCUGUCAGUUUAGAUUUUUUUUAAUCUUAGUUUUCUGAUUAUUACCUACUAAUUUCUAGCUUACUGAUAUUCUCACCAGUUUCUACAUAAUAGUUUUAGUUUUUUGAAAACAAAUCUUCCCAAUACUUGUAAAAAAAUGUAUAAAAGUUGUAAAGAGAAUUUGCUUCCUGCAGCUUUGAAUAUCUUUAAAUAGUAAUCCUACAAUCUGAAAUAAAUGUACAAUUCAAAAAAUGAACAUCAACCAAAUGUAAUUUACAGUUCACAUUUCCUUUUAUCGUUCUUUUACUAAUAAUAAAAGUUACCAUUUUACUUUUAAAAUUCAGAAAUAUCAAUUUUGAUCAGGACUACAAAUAUUGUGACACUGGCAGUCAUUUACAGUGAAUACCACGUGCUUAUUGGAAUUUCAGUUUUUUGUGAUGUAAUGGCUGAAAUCAGCUUGACUCAUGGCAGUCCUUUUUCACCUUCAAACAUUUUAAAUUCAAUAAUAUUUAAAUGAGCAAGAAUUGGAUCAUGUGAACACUCUUUAUAAUCAUGAUUAGAAUUGUGUUCAAAUUUAACCAGUCACGGAUGCCAGUAAUUUGCCUUUCCCAGACAUCAACUGAAGUGAUUCAUAGAUAGAUAGAUAGAUAGAUAGAUAGAUAGAUAGAUAGAUCGAUCAAUACUUUAUUAUUAGUCCUGAAUAAAAUAAACUGUUACUGUAGAAUUUGUGGGCUUGCAUUAUGCAGUGAUGUCUGUGGUUACAGGGUGCUAAGCAAAGAUUCACAGGAUUUUACUGAUGAAAUGUAAAGAUCAGGAGAGGUAUUAAAAGAAUAAUUCAAAGGCACUACAUGUAUCAGGGAAAAUUAAAAACAUCAUCAUUAAGUAACAGAGGAAAAAAUUAUACCACAAGGACAUUACAAAUAUCAGAAUAUACUUUAAAGUUGUUAAACCAGAUGAAAUGAAAGCUCAUCCUGGAGUCCACAGAUGGGCCAUUAGUACGUUUAAAAAGAUCAUGAAUUCUAUGACAUUAAGUGACCACAACCUAUAUAUUAUAACCAUUUAGUGUAUUCUCUAUAAUUCUCAGCUGUAGUGUGGAAACAAGUUAUCACCAAAAAAAGCAAAACCCUUUUAAAAUUUCCAAGAAAACACACCAAGUUUAUUAAACUCGCAGGAAACCUAUUUUCUUGACAGAGACACUAAAGAGCACAUGGCUUUAAGGUUGUAGCAUCCUUUUAUUUGUCUGUUUCUCAUCAACAGGGAAAGGGGCUGUAUUCAGGAUAAAGAAGUGAAAAUUAAUUACUAUUAAUAUCAUGAUAUUUUGGUGCAUACAUGGUGCCCUCAACCAGAAAGCAAAAGUGAAACAGGCAGUCAUGACAAUAAUCUGAAGUGCUCUUUUAACAUAAAAAUCUACUGACUUUGGUGAUCAAUAAAGUUCAGACUUUACAUCAACAAAAUCUGAGGUUUCAAUAAAGGUGUGCAGAUUUUUGAUACACACUCUACACAUUUAUGUAUAUUGCUUUACUAUCACUUAAAAAUUGUUAAUAAAUUAUAUGCUUAUCAUGUAACUUUGUAGCAAUCUUUGGUUUUGGCCCAAAAAUGUUACUUUACUCUCUGAAAGGUAACUUCUAUUCUGUUUUCAAAAUAUUUUUACAGUCAAUUUGUGUGCAUUAAUUUGCAGUAUAAGUGAUUUAAAUAUGCUAGGAAGCAGAAUUUACCCACAAUUUUUCUUUUUAUACACCCAGAAAACCCUAGCAGGUUGCUUCCAGUCAUUAGUAUCUAUUUUCAUCCAUUACAAAUCACCAAUAUGUUACUUGACGGUUUACUUAAUUGCUACUUGCUCUUCAAGUAGUUUUGACAUUUCACCCUGAAAAAAACAGUAAAAGUUGGCUUAUGGUUUUCCAAAAGUGCAACUUACAAUUUGUCAGAAUACUAGUAGAAUGGCACAAAUGCAACUACUUUAUUUUUCUUAAACAGUAUUUCAGUCUUAUGAGCCCUAACUAAUAGAAACAUGUUUUCACAGCACCAGAAGACACAAGCAUAUUUAAGAAUUUUUCUAUAUUUCAGUUAUAGCAAUCUUUUUUAAAUAUUUUUUUUUUAAAUUAGCUGUAGAAUGACCAUAGCUUUAAUGAAUAUUAAAAUCUUAUAAAGUUAAAAAAGGAGUACCCAAAAAGCAAUAUAUCUUUAAAAUGGUGGGUAGUCCAUCCAAGCAAACCUAAGUCUUUUUCUGUGUUUUUGGUUUAUUGCAUCCUUUUUUCAUAACCAGUCUAGGAGUUCUGCACUUGUUCCCAUAGUUCAUUAUGAAAUAAAUUGGAGUGCCAGUACACAUUUGCUGAAUGGAGGUGAGAGAAUUGCAGGCCUUUUGUGCAUUGGGAUAUCCAGAAGAAAAGCAUUCUGUAUGCUUGGUUUAGGAGUAUUUACUCCUAAAACAAGCGGAGAGUGGUGUGAUUUACUUCUUUCUUGAUAUUUCCCCUUUGAAAAUCCAAUUCUUUUAGAAGAAACAAAGUAAUUUCAAAGUUUGACAACUAAUUGUUACUGAUGUCAGGUAUAUUGCAAAAAGCAAAUCAGAAUUGGAUGGUGCACACUGUAUACAGGUAAUUCAUCUCUAUUAAUGAACCUCUGUUCACCAUUUAAAUGUCCUCAUAAGAAAUAUCACAUUUUAGCAGCUGCAGUUGGAUUUUAUUGUUAUUAUGUCCAUUUUUAGGUUGAGCAAAUGGAAAAGUUAGAGAACAAAGCGCAUACAAAGUUUAUGCAAAGUUUAUGGUAACUAUACAUAAGGCGCUGUUGAGCAAAAUAUGCAAAACUCUUGUUAGAAGUUUAUACAUUUUGUUAGGCAUUUUAGGCUACUUGCAUGAGUCAACAUGGCUACAACUGAGAACCUCAGCAUUAUAGACGAUGUGUAUCUGGCAGACACUUCUCAGAUAAGGGUUAAAAGGUAAAUAAUACAGUUUAUGAUGAAAAAACAUUCCAAAGAUGAUUUCAGACUAAGGAGAAAAAGAAUAAUCUUAUUAAAAACAGCAGUUGGCAAAUGUGCGUAUUCAAAGUUUUGCUGCACAGGCAUUAAUCCAUAUGGCACUCCAAAAACAAAAGAGAAUCUAUGGACUUCACACCAGAUGUAUAGAGUGCAGCUUGGGCUAAUGCCACUCUGUGAUAUCAAAGUCAUCAGAAGCAAAAUCUACAGGAAUGGAUAACAGCUGGGUCGUGCAAUCAAUACCUUGCAGCAAAGACGUUUGAUGUGAUGUGGAGAACCAUUUUUCAUCAUGUUCUGGAGGAGUGGAUAUCUGACAGUUUGGCCAGACUCCAAGGCAGUGUAUGCACAUUUGAUUUUUGCUUCAGCAGUUACUGUUUUGAGAUUGGAAUCAUUUUUACAGUAUGGACUAAAUCUGUAAAUUCCAUUAGAAUGCCAAGCAGAAACAAUGUGCUUUGUUACCUUUCUAUGAAAAAUGUUGUGCUCUUUGAUUAAACAGUUUCUUCCUGUCUGCUUGGUGGCAAGUCUUCCAAGACAACAGAGCUCUAAAUCUCAGGGCAUGUUGAUCACAAGUAUUAAAUGGAAUAAGAAAACAAUGCUAAACAGCUUCAAUAGUCUUCCUAAUCAAUAGACCUUAAUCCAGCAGUUCAUUUAUGGAUUUUGCUGGUAAAACAGGAGUAACUGCAUUAAAAUAAAGUACUUUAGUUGAAUUACCUGUGGAUUAAUGAAGCAAGAUUCCAGGAGAACAGAAUUCCUGCAUAUGAAUAUCUGAUAAUCAUUUAUUUUGAUCAUUUCCAUUGCUAUCUAUAUGUAUGUCAGAUAUGUUGGUACAGUAUUCUAUACACCACCAAGAAGAUUCAAUUGGAAUCCAGAAUCUGUUCUGGAAAGAUUCAUUAGUGAAGAAAAUCUGAAAUAUAACAUAUAGAAGGAGGCAUAAUGAAACUCUCUCAAUAGCAUUGAUUCACACAGUAAAUAUAUUGUGUCUUCGAGUGAAUGCACAGCAAUAUAUGAACAGUGUUUUACACAGUAGGUUCAUUCACCAUUUUGCUCAAGUCAAAUAUUCAAAAAUUUAAAAAAACAUUUUAUUUCCAUGAAAAAUGUAGGCUGGUUUCUGUAAAAGGAAAAUCACUUGUGUCAGAAAAUCUAUUUGAAUUUAAGUUUUGGAGCUAAGAAAUCCUUGCUAACAUAGCUGUUAAGAUUCUACAAACAAUAUAUGCACGAUUAUCAGAACAAGAACUUUUCAUUUGUCUGUUUUGCAAUAUACUGAUGAAAAGUUUGUCAUAUGAAUGCAGACAGAUAUUCAUAGAGAUACAAUCAGCUCGUUACAUUUUUGAGUGAAAUAUUUCUGUAAAGGUAUAACAUAACUCCAAAUUUCCCAUGUGCAUUUUUUCAUUCAAAGUAUAUGAAUGUUGUUCAUUUAUUCACUUGCACAUGAUUCUGUGCUACGUCCAAUUUCAGCAAUUGAACUGCUACGUGCAAAGGUUUUGCCAUUCUAUUUACUGUGCUAAGCUGAGAGAGACUUCUUCAGUUCAUACAGUAUCCUAUUAAAUAUACAGAGCUUCAGUUUAAAAUAAAACAAAACGUAAGCAAACUGGAAAAUGCCACUUUCUCUCAUUUUAUUUAACUAUUAACUUACAGCUUAAAGCAUGCAAGAAUAUGAAACAUAAACAGACUGCUCAUCAGGUUACAUACCCUGGUCAAACUACGUAUUAAAGUGGAUUGACUGCUAUCAGAUUAACCCUUACUCUAAAUAGCACAUAGCCAUCUGGAUAGAGUGCAAGUUUAUCUUGAAGCAUAGACUUUUUUUUUUUUCAAUUUCUUUAUAAAGCUAUAAUACGUUCCCACUGGACAAACACAUUUACACAUGCAAUUAGGUUGCAAUAAAAUAAAAUGUGAAAUUAUAUAGGUAUUUAGUCACUAAAUGUGUUUGAGGUUCUUGUUGUUUCUAAGUUUUUAUUGAAGAAAAAACUUCACUAGAUUACAUGGUCCACAUUGCAUGAAAAUCAGUGAACAUAAAUGGUGACGUGACUUAGGAAACUUAUCAAAUCCUUUGCAAAUAAGCAAUUUAGUAAUUCAGAAUGGAAUGCAAGUGAUAGAAGCAACUAUGACACACUACACAUUGCACAACUGCUCCACUACAGACAGGGUGGAUCUGAUUUCAAGUGCUAUUUCCAAGUUUACCACACUAGCUCAUGCACAUCAGUGGACUUGAGACAAUGUUGUUCCAUAACAGUCAUGUCAUUACUCUGUUGAUAAAUAUGCAUAGGCAUGCAGGUCAAACAAUCAGUGAUGUAUCAGAAAACGGUCAAGCUGGCCCUAAAAAGCAGCAGAGUAAUGUUGCUGCACACCAUGAAAGCCAGUCUUGGCAGUUGUUGUCAGGAUUGCACUGGUCUUUGCAUUAUUUCAACCAGUAGCGACGCAGUUAGGACAUACUUUGUUCUCAAGGCCAUAAAUUUAGUCCCAACUCAAGUCAUUUGUCCAUCAUGUAAGACACUGCAAUGCAAGACAUGUAUAGUACCAUAACUCUGUAGGUGGUAGAAAUACUUGCUACUGUGGCACCAUGUUGUAAAAUCCACCCUCUCCACUACUCCUCCUAUGGCAGUGUUUCUCUGAACCUCCCAUAUCUUUAUUAAGAAUGUGAGGGACACAAAGGGAUAAAUAAUUAGCAGUUUUUACUUCAUUUGACUUGAUGUUUAUGUUGUCAGCCCCAAACUCAAUGUAGUCUGUUGUAUUUUGUCAUAUAUUUUUAAAAAAGACAGUAUUAUUACUUAACUAACAAAUAUAACCUGUCUAUGUGUAACAAUAUAAAUAUUCAACAAAAUAUUUUUCUAAACUUGGUGGAUAGUGGAGCGAAAUAAAUGGUGUUAAAUAUUGCUCUACAUAUCAAAGUCUUUGUUUUGUUGUAAUAUGUAUUAAACUUCCUACAAAGACUGUCAUAAAUGAGGAUGCAGGUAAAUAAUAUACAUUUUGUAUAAAUGCUUGUUACACUCAAUUUCAUCUUAAAGGAAUUACAUAUAUUUAUAUAUCAUUUCAUUGAAAACACAUCACUUUUACUUGUAAAUAUUUAAUCUAAUUGUAUGACUUUUAUUUCUUAAAAUUUAAUGUAAUGCAUUCACCAAGUUGCCUCUUUAAGGGGACAGGGGCUAGCGGUAUCUAUAUCAUAACUGCUUUAGUUCUAAGAUCUACUGGACUCAAAAAUGGUAUAUUUCAUCCAAAUUUGGAACAACAUUUCUUUCUGUUGCUAUUCUAAAAUUGCAUCAUAUAAGCUUUACAUUUUCAUUAGUAAAAUGAAAAAAAUAUUUGUGAUUGUGCAAUUUCACAGUUUGCACUUAACUCAGUAGAUCAAAAUGUUUUUGAUUAGUGUUUUUACCAACACCCUACUUCAGAUGUUUGCAAUAUAGUUGCAAAUAAAUUCCCAAAAGAAAGCACACCACUUAGUUUGUAAUAUAAUGUAAAUGUCUGUGUAACCUUUUUCCUAGUUAGAUUUAAAAACU
Messenger RNA from Polypterus senegalus (gray bichir), 10276 nucleotides. RefSeq names its product cholinergic receptor, muscarinic 2a (gene chrm2a). Gene Ontology annotation, biological process: regulation of heart contraction; adenylate cyclase-activating adrenergic receptor signaling pathway. The transcript has 6 exons. The coding region runs from base 722 to 2203 and encodes 493 amino acids. Gene Ontology annotation, cellular component: plasma membrane. Gene Ontology annotation, molecular function: G protein-coupled acetylcholine receptor activity. Lineage: Eukaryota; Metazoa; Chordata; Cladistia; Polypteriformes; Polypteridae. The record is from RefSeq and is a predicted model, not a curated record.